Geodia barretti is the source of this 426-nucleotide messenger RNA. Lineage: Eukaryota; Metazoa; Porifera; Demospongiae; Tetractinellida; Geodiidae. The record is from the annotation of a GenBank genome assembly.
CGCUCAACACAAACUCAGUUUGAUGGGAAGAACAAGGAAACAACUUAUGUCUAUUGUCAAGUAACCCUCACCUGCAUCUCGGGUGGGCAAUUUAAUGGCCAGCCAGGACACCUUUUUCAAAUGAAGAUCACAAAAACUCGUGCUAGUGGUCCGCUCUUUCAGAAAGCUGCUGCUGACAUGGCUCGUGAGGAAGGGUUUGAUGGAUGGGAUGCGGAGAUACAAAAAACAUUUACUAAAAACAUGGGAGGGUGGUUCAUGUAUUUCCAAGGAGACGAUGGAGCUAUUCCUGUUGAGUUCCAUGCCAAGGAGGACGACCCUAGUAGUAUCAACUUCAAGAAGAGGAUCAUUGCUGACAUACAAGCCGAUUUUAAGAUGAAAGGCUCAAGAAAGGAAGCUGAUCCAACAUCAGCUCACAGAUCAAGAUAC